AUGCCUGUCAGAGACCCACCCUCCCCAGGCCCACUGUACCCAUCGCCAUCAUCUGUGAGAGACCCCCCCUCCCCAGACCCACUGGACCCAUUGCAAUCAUCUGUCAGAUACCCACCCUCCCCAGGCCCACUGUACCCUUCGCCAUCAUCUGUCAGAGACCCCCCUCCCCAGGCCCACAGUCCCCAUCGCCAUCGUCUGUCAGACACCCCCGCCUCCCUGGGCUCACUGUCCCCAUCGCCAUUGCCUGUCAGACACCCCCCUCCCCAGGCCCUAUGUACCCAUCGUCAUUGUCUGUCAGAGACCCACCCUCCCCAGGCCCACUGUACCCAACACCAUCGUCUGUCAGAGAUCCCCCCCUACCCCGGCCCACUGAACCCAUCGCCAUCGUCUGUCAGAGACCUCCCCCCUCCCCAGGCCCACUGUACCCAUCGCCAUCAUCGGUCAGAGCCUCCCCCUCCCCAGGCCCACUGUACCCGUUGCCAUCGUCUGUCAAAGACCCACCCCCCUCCCUGGGCCCACUGUGCCCAUCGCCAAGGUCUGUCAGUGCAGCCCCUCUGGUGUCACCAUCCCCAUCCAGAUCAUCUGUCAGAGACCCCACUCUCCAGGCAAACCCCAAAACCAUUGCCUCUCGAAACUGACCCGCCACCCCAUAAUCUCCCCCAUUUCCGGAUUAACCAUCCCAUCGGCAUCGACUGUCAGAGACCCCCACCCCCUCCGGGCCCACCAUACCCAUCGGCAUCGUCUGUGAGAGACCCCCAACCCCUCCAGAUCUACCAUACCCAUCGCCAUCGUCUGUCAGAGACCCCCAACCUCUCCAGGCCCACCCAACCAAUCGCCAUCAUCUGUCAGAGACCCCCCGCUUCCAAUGUAACCAUUCCCAUCGCCAUCAUCUAUCAGAGCUCCAACCCUCCCUUCGGGCUAACCGGCCCAUAG
This is a messenger RNA of Stegostoma tigrinum, 933 nucleotides long. RefSeq lists its product as uncharacterized. Bases 1 to 933 code for a protein of 310 amino acids. Lineage: Eukaryota; Metazoa; Chordata; Chondrichthyes; Orectolobiformes; Stegostomatidae. The transcript has a single exon. The record is from RefSeq and is a predicted model, not a curated record.